CGUUGGCGAAAACAGCUGGCCUGUUCGUUCGCUUACACUGUUUUGUUUUUCUUUGUGAUAUGUCCCGUGCCGUGUAUCCUGCAGCCGUAACGACAUGACCUCUAAUUUAUUUUAAAAUGCCAACAAUUAUUUCUCAGAUCGAGCAGCUCGAGGAUAAUCUCAGACGCUUUCGUUAUCGGUUUGACACUGUCGAGAAGUCUUUGAGAUCUGGUUCACUGUCGGUUAAACGAAGAGAUGAUUUGCUGAAUGAGGAAGAAAAUUUGACAAAAUUGAUCGCUGAAAGCGAAAAAGACGUGAAAUUACUAAGAGCCGAAAACAGGAAAACUAUGCUGGUUUCAGUGAUAUUACUUGCUGUGCUUGCAGGACUAUACUACAGUUUUGCGGGAUUUAGUUAAUAUACAUAAAGAUUCAAGACGUGUACGUAUAUCACCAGGAUUAUGUUGUGGGGGAACUUCAACACAUUGUAUGUGUGUCUCCAUUUGAAGUGAAGCCAAGUUCACUGUGACAUUCCAAUCAACAGGACGAGCCAAGUCGUUAAUAGUGCUACUCUUCACAACCCUUAUAACAACAAUGUUGUUAUUGUAAUUAAAAAAACAAACAAAUAAAUUAUGUGCCAAUCGUUUAUAA
Messenger RNA from Saccoglossus kowalevskii, 627 nucleotides. RefSeq names its product coiled-coil domain-containing protein 167-like. Lineage: Eukaryota; Metazoa; Hemichordata; Enteropneusta; Harrimaniidae. The record is from RefSeq and is a predicted model, not a curated record.